Molecule: messenger RNA, 1425 nt
Organism: Daldinia vernicosa
Lineage: Eukaryota; Fungi; Ascomycota; Sordariomycetes; Xylariales; Hypoxylaceae
Product: 6-hydroxy-D-nicotine oxidase
Exons: 6
Coding region: 1-1425 (474 amino acids)
Molecular function (GO): FAD binding
Source: RefSeq, a predicted model, not a curated record
AUGACCACGGCCGCAAAGACAAUCUGUGGACUUUUAGACUCCGCUUUUCCAGGUCGGGUGACAGUUCCAUCCGAUACUCAAUACCAGUCUCAGAAAUGCCUACCAUGGUGUCAGAAUUGUUGGCUUCCUGCAGCCUGCUUUGUCCGACCCCAGAAUAGCAAAGACGUUGCAGAAAUCAUCAAAACUGUAAAACGAGCCGAUAUUAAGUUUGCAAUCCGUUCCGGUGGCCAUAAUUUCAACCCAGGUUUCAGCAGCGUAGAUAGUGGAGUCUUGAUCGAUUUGCGUGAUCUUAACACGCUAGAGAUAGACAGUGAUGGGAUCUUGCAGGCUGGUGCUGGAAACACGUGGGGUGAUGUAUACACCUUUCUGGAGAAGAAAGGACUUUCUGCAAUAGGCGGACGCCAGAGUGAUGUUGGUAUAUCAGGGUAUCUCCUUGGAGGCGGGAUGCCAGCUUUCCCUAAUCUCCAUGGGCUGGGGGUUGAUAGUGUGAAAAACUUCGAGGUCGUGCUAGCUGACUCAACUAUUAUCAAUGCUAACGCUCGUGAGAAUACGGAUCUGUAUCGAGCUUUAAAGGGUGGUGGUUCCAACUUUGGUGUCGUGACGAGGUUCGAUAUACAGACAUACCCUGCUAUAUAUCUUCAAUAUAACGUCCUCAUGUACCAUCCCUCCGGAUUUGAAGAGGCCCUCCACGCUACCGUUGAGGCCCAAGAAUCAAUGGAAACGGAUCCGAAACUAGGCAUGUUUGCCGGCGUCAACCCAACAUUUAUCGCAAUCGGAAUUUAUUAUGCCGACUCAGAGGCGGAACAGCCAAAGGCUAUUGAGAAUUUCAUUAACUUGAAAAGCCUCAUGCAAGCUCUGGUGCCAACCACCAAAGGUACUAUAAAGUCCUUGGUCGAAGCUAUCGGAAUUUUAGGUCCCUCUACUAGGCGGCUUACAGCGACGACUACUACAAAAGUAUCCUAUAACUUCUACAUACAAGUCCAUAAUCUAUGGCUAGAUUCAGUGAGGAGGCAUACAAAGAUUAGCAAUCUGUGGUAUAAUAUCCAGCCUACAUCUACAACCGCUGUGCAGCUCGGAGAAGACCAAGGUGGCAAUUCCUUGGGACUCCAGAAGGUUCCUCAAACAUGGUGGUCGCUGGUCGCUGAAUGGUCUGAGGAGUCUGACGAUACAACAGUAGCCCAUGAGCUAGAAGAACUUACUGAAAACGUCUCAAGGCUCGCCAAGGAGCAAGGCUUAUAUCUGGACUUCAAGUUCAUGAAUGAUGCGGAGUUUUCGCAAAACGUACUUAGUAGCUAUGGCAUGGAAAACAUGAAACGAUUACAGGAAGCUUCCGCUAAGUACGAUCCUGAUCAGUUAUUUCAGAAAUUACAGAACAGCGGAUUCCUUCUAAGAAAUCCUCAAGCCCCCUCUAGAUACACUGACUAG